UGUAUUUUAAAACGGCGCAGUCGCCGCUGCCUUGUGGGAAGUGCAGAAGAAGACACCGACCGACGGACAAGAGGAAAAAUAUGACAGGGCGCGCGAAAAGAAAACCCAAAUCUAUUCAGGAGACAGGGCCAGGCAACGGGGAGUUGAAGAAAGCCCGUCCUGAUGAAUCCAAAGCUGUGCCAUUGUCGGAGGUGAGUUCAGACCAACGAGAUGAGAUGGUGCAACUGUAUAAGCUUCAAAUGCCAGAAGAUCUGUACCACUUCUGGGACUUCUGCAAGGGUCUUUGUCCUGACAACCCCCGAGGUGCGCUGAUGGACACACUAGGAUUGUGGCUGGUUGGUCCUUUUGACAUUCUGGCAGAAGCUCACAAAAACUCCCAGAAUUCUCAGCCUAACUUCCACCUUCACUGGAGAUACUUUUAUGACCCGCCGGAGUUUCAAACCAUACUUAAGGGGAGUGGGGACAGCCAGUACCACAUAGGCUAUUACAGAGACAGCCCAGAUGCUCUUCCCUCAUUUGUUGGGGAAAAUGAAGCCAAGAAGGGCUGCACUAUAACACAGAUGGGGGACAACGUGUUUGCUGCUGUCCACCAGUACAUGUUGAAGAAGAGGAAAGAGAGGAGCAGCCAGAAGGUAGGGCGAGAGGCCUUGGAAAACUUGGAAGCAAAGUUGAGAAGCAGUGCAGAGAGUCUGGGCUUCUCUCUGGAACAGAAGACCAAAGGCAUGAAGCAGAGGGACAAGAAGGUGGUCACCAAGACGUUCCACGGUGCAGGCAUCGUUGUGCCUGUAGACAAGAACGAUGUGGGAUACAGAGAACUACCGGAAACAGAUGCUGGUCUGAAGAAGAUCUGCAAGGCCAUCGCUGAAGCACGGAAUGAUGAGGAGCGGCUCAAAGCCUUCGGACCACUCCAAGAAAUGAUCACGUUUGUUCAAUUUGCCAACGAUGAGUGUGACUACGGCAUGGGUUAUGAGUUGGGAAUAGACCUCUUCUGUUAUGGCUCCCAUUACUUCUACAAGGUGAUCAGGCAGCUUCUGCCCAUGGCCUACAGCUUGUUGAAAAGGAAUUUGUUUGGGGAAAUUCUGGAGGCCCACCUCUCUAGCCGCUCCCACGACAACCUGGACCAACUCUCUGCCCAGUAAAAGAUUCAGAAGUAAAUUUCCGUUCUAAGUCAUAUAAGCUUUUUUUUUUUUUUUUAACCAUAUGUUCUUGUCUUGUCAUUUGUCAUUGUUAAUGUCACCUGGUCGUUUCGGUGCUGCUGUCAUUCAUUGGUACCAGUUGAAUUAUAUCUGUUUGUGAAAGGCAAAUGUCUAAUAAAGUAUAAUUUUUAUAUUUUUAA
Molecule: messenger RNA, 1336 nt
Organism: Myripristis murdjan (pinecone soldierfish)
Lineage: Eukaryota; Metazoa; Chordata; Actinopteri; Holocentriformes; Holocentridae
Gene: hpf1
Product: histone PARylation factor 1
Exons: 8
Coding region: 81-1139 (352 amino acids)
Biological process (GO): DNA damage response; regulation of protein ADP-ribosylation
Cellular component (GO): nucleus
Molecular function (GO): histone binding; poly-ADP-D-ribose binding
Source: RefSeq, a predicted model, not a curated record